GAAGAGUUGCAAAUUUAUAAAUAUGUUCAAAUUCAAAAUAUGUUACUUUUGAUCGUUGUUUUCAUAAGAAAACACAGGUGGUAGUCUAAUUUUAAUAUUCUAAUGUUUAUGUUAGAUGAAUUGCAGAGAUCAAGCAUUUAACUGGGUAUGUUGUAUGGCUUUAUUUAUAAUACAAUGUUUUAUGAUAUCGUACAAAAUAGUGCAUUUGAUGUACAACAGUAUACCAUACAGUGAUAUUAAAUCAUUCUAAAGUUAAAUGUUGUUCACUGUGUUUGCAUAUUAGCGUGGGAAUACGAUGAAAACAGCUGAUUUUCUGUCCAUGUAAAAAUUUAAUAUUUUGUGAGUUCUGUCAAAUUGUUGUUGUUUUUGGUAAUAGAUCAAUUAAAAUUUUAAUGAAGGGGGACCUUGAUUUGUCUUGCCUUAAAUCUUACAUAACCUUUGUUUGAGUCUGGUUCAUAUAUCUGGGCUCAGUAUUCAUGUGUUGUUUAUAUGAACAUUAGGAUGGCAGUUGCCGCAGAUGCUAGACGGGAUGUUUUUGAAGACUCGCUGAAUGAGAAUAAUGGUAUGCAGAAUCAGAUUGCUUCUUCUCUGAUCUGAGCAGAUUACUACUGCAGUUGGCAAUGAGUUUGCUAAUGACCUGCGAGUCUGCUUGGCACUCUCUAUAUCCGAUAUCGUGAGGGCACAUAUGUCGUACCCAGACUGCACACAGUCAGGUGUACGAAUUAACAUAUCGCGAUUCGCAAAUCGCAAUGCACUUUUGAAGAUAUGCGAUACAAAAAAGUGCAAAAACUAAAAAAAAAAUGAGAUACGUAAUAAUUGUUUGUCAAAACAUCACUUUUUUCCAAUAUAUUUUGACAGAAACUGCAUUUUGAACAAGUCAUAAAAUUGAAUAAAGUGCGAGGAACUGUUUAUUUAAACCAAUUGCUACCAAGAUACCUAUAUUAUUUAUCUUUUCACCAAGGUCAAAAUCGGUAUAAAUUAGUGAUAAUAAUUUAUAUUGCUGUGUUCGCAGAGGUACGACUAUUAUUGCAAUUAAAUGGACCAAUCAUAAUUCAAAAAUUUUGAUCCUAUACAUCUUGGGGGAAAGUAUAAAAGGCAAAAAAACUUUUAAAAUUCACACAUAUACUGUAGUGACAUUUUGGGUAUAUGAUAGCCUACUCAAACCGACCUGACCGUGUAGCUCAGUUGGCAGAGCAUUGGGCUAGUAUUCCAAAGGUCAUAGGUUCGCUUCCCACUGUGGCCAGGCAAUAUUUUCAAGCUUGCCCGGUGUGGACAUACACUCAGAGUAACAUCACAAACAUCAUUAUUAAUGACGUUACAUAGUAACCAAGGUUAAUAUCAUAGGAACUGUCAGGGUACGAAUUAACUUUGGGAAAUUAGUGCAUCGCAAUUAUUGUCAUUGAAAAGUCGUACACCCCCUCCCCCAUUUCCCGGCUCCCUACAACAUUGGAAAUUCCAAUAUUUUAAUCUCAAAUGUUUUUUCAUUGCUAUAUCAACAGCAUGCUUGUGCAUAUCAGUGUUGAUAGAAUCAGAGGUCGCACUUUUAGAGCCUUCGACCAAUCGACCCAUGCACGACUGUAGUUUUUCAACCCUUGGAGCCGAUCGUUGUAUUCUUUACACAUUGAAUAUUUCCAUCAGGUUGUACUGUAUAUAAUCCCAUUCAAGUUUAAUGUUGUAUUCUUUCUCCCAGUUUUUCACAGUUUUAAGUUUAGGCAUGUCUUCUUUUGCCAAUUGAAAAAUUUAUAAAAAAUUAAAAAUGGUUUGUUCCAGAAAAGAUCCAUACUGGGUGAAAUCUAGUUUGAUGAUAUUAAGAUGUUCUAGGAUGUCUGAGGAAGAGGGGGGAUGUUCUAGGAUGUCUGAGGGGGGAGGGGGCUAACUUCCAAUUUCCUCUGUGGUGAAGUGUGGAUUUUUUCUGGAAUAUAUUCAAACCCAAGUGGUAUAUUGUCUGACUCGUACCCAUAGGUCAGUGGACUGAAUGUGACCAUUCCCAUCAUGCACCAUUAUUUUUUCAAUCUUCAUCAGAGAGACUGUGUACGAGUCAGGUAUAUUGUACUCAUAUUUUUUAGUGCACGUGCGCUAUGGAACAUACCAAAAAUCCUCUAAAACGGUUUACACUUAUUUUAUAGGUUAUGAAAUUGAUUAUGAAGCUGAAACAAGUGCAUUUACUAAUGAGUGCAAAGAAUUUAUGAAUAAGUUUGUGUCAAAAAUAUUUUCCGGAAGGUGGUAAAAACUAUAAUCAAAUAAGUGUAUUCCUGUGUCUAUGUCUACAUGCCUGUACAGAUGUAUUGUUAUCAUGCAUGGAAGUGUGUUAGUGGAAUCAGGGCUGCCGAGAGCACAAAAUACUACACAGAAGUCCAUCUCCAUUGUUUUUAGCGUAAGCUCUAUUCGUCAUGAUUCAUCACUCAGCAAGUACCGUAAACAGAAGCAGUCCCCCCUUGGAAAUACUAAAAAUGACGCACGUCCAGGGAGGUGACUGCUUCUGUUUACGGUACUUGCUGAGUGACGAAUCAUGACGAAUAGAGCUUACGCUAAAAACAAUGGAGAUGGACUUCUGUGUAGUAUUCUGUGCCGAGAGGUUGGAGGGGGCCUGGGGCAAAUUUUUUUAGAAGCCCCUAUUUCAAAAAUUUUUCCGGAAAAAUUUUUUUUUCUGAGAACAACAACCUCCCCCUUUUUAGGGAAAAUUUUUUUCCGAACGAGUACGUUGCAAUUGCUUUCCAGCGACUUUACCUCAAUUUUUCAUACCAAAUUUCGGUACUUUACCCCCCAAAAACAAAUAUCUUACCCUUUCCGCGGAAAUAUUUAACCCCAAAAAAUGACUGGGGCCCAACAAAAAAUUUCUAGGGGCCCCCAGAACCUGGGGCCAUUUCCCCCCCUCUCGGCGGCCCUGAGUGGAAUUUAUUUUGCACAGAUACAUGUACGCCUAAGUGUACCUAUUUUUAUACAACUAGAACAGUUCUUUUUUCCAAAGAUUGAUGAAAAAUAUACAAUCCAAUAGCAAUUUUCUUGCACACCCUUAAUAUGUACUUCUGCUAGCCUGCUCACAGACGCUUUUAUCAGCUGUAGGCUACGCUUCUGCGUGCUUCACAUCCCGCGCAUUAUGAUAAAUAUGCCAUACCUAUUUUAAGGAAAGUGGAUAGCAAAUAAGAAUACAAGUUCGUGCUUUUUAGUGAGAUCACUCAAGAGGAAAAAGCACAGUUCGGAGUAAUUUGCCAGGUUUGAUGCCAUCAAUCGUAUUUAUAUGAGAUCGACGCAACUUUUAGUUAGGUCUUGAAAUUUCAUUUCUGUUGAUGUUAUGUAGCAUUCUCCUGCCAGACGAUGGUUUGCUCGCUACAUCAACAUGCAGGUACAAGUUAUAAUACAUGUCGGCUUAUAUAAACACUAAAAUGACUAAAUACAGUAUGCAAUUAGCCCAGGACCGGAUUAACGUUGCGCAAGGCCCGUGGCAGAUUUUAGCGCGAGCCCCCCUCCUCCCGUUUUGAAAAUCUUUGAAUUCAAAGACACAUAAAAUUGUUAAAUAAUUGUUUUCAAUAUUUCAAUUAUUGGCAUCACUUAUAAACGAGACAAUGCAAUGUUUCGGCCCAGUUGUUGGGUCAACAAGUAUAAACAGGAUCAUAUAACAACUCAGCGCAACUGGAGAUUACAUGCAUACAAGUAUUGCAUAUUUCCCUGAGGCCAACUGCCAAGCCUAGGGGCCCUAAAUGCGCGAGGCCCCUAAAUUCGCGAGGCACCUAAAAGGGCGUGUUCUCGUAAAAAUGGGUGUGGCACAGUAAAGCGCGAGGCCCCCAUAAGCGCGAGGUCCGUGGCAUAUGCCGCAUCUGCCACGAGCCUUUCUCACGCCGCCAUUUUUGGGUGGCAACCUUUUUAGAACAGGGAUAGUAUCAUAGUAAACAGUGAAAAUGAAACUUUCUAUAACUAUAGUUGUAAGUAUAAUCAUUAUAAAUCGAUUUACAGUUAAAUAUUUGAAAAAUUAUUUUCACAUCGCUUAGAUUUUUCACGUUGUUUAUAAAAUAGUACGCUAAAAAUUGCGGAUUUUAUAGACCUUCGACUUCGUGAGAAAGGCUAAUUGAAAUAAAUUACAUUGAAAGGCAACAACGAACUCUUCGAAAUCUUAACUCUCCCUUUCCCCGGUUUUAUCUAAUAUCGUAUUUUCACAUACUGACCAGUGGCGCCGUGGCCGGGGGGGGGGCAUGCCCCCCCCUAUUGUGGAGACCCGUCGGAAAAUUGUGAAUGUUGUCAGAAAUUUUUGGAAAAUUGUCAACGUUGUCGGAAAUUGUCAAAUUUUCCGACGUUGGUAUACUCGGAAAAUUUUGGAUAAAUGGAGAGAAUUGGUGAUGUCCGGAAAAAUUUUAAGAUGUAAUGAGGUCGCCCAAAAAAAUUUCAGUUAAAAAGUUUUCGCGACGUUUCUGUCGGAAACUAUUUUCCGGUUUGUCGGAAAAGUACUGCCCUUGCCCCCCCCCCCCAAAAAAAAACAUGGGUCCCACGGCGCCACUGAUACUGACGCGUCAUCCGUCAUGAGACGAUCAAACUGCGCAGAUACUUUCGGAUAAUUCAUCUGUUUGGAAUAUGAAAAUACAGUUUUACUUGCAGGAUUCCUUCAGACAUCCUGUCCUGUGUAACAAUCAAUUCUUGAUCCAACUAAGUACUUGCCAAUUCUUUUUUAGCGAGGGGAAAAUAAAUGCGUGGAUGAAAUUACAUUUUUCAGACUUGUUCAGUAUUUUGCCACUGUACUCUUUGAGUAAGUAUAUUCCUCUUGAAAUUACUAAAAGCCCAUAAAUUAGUUAGAUGUGGUGGCAAUUAGCCUACACACGGAAAACGCACAAGUUGUCACAGGUCUGCAAACAAGUUGUUACAAAUCUGUUCCGACAAGCUGUCGACAAGUUGUGUUCGCACUGCUUGUUCCCAGUUGUUGUAACAAGUUGUUAACAACUUGUAACAAGCUUUAUGGCAUUAUCAAACUUGUUACAAGGUUGUUCUCACAAAUUUGAUACAGUCAUGAUAUAACAAGAAUGUUACAAGAUUGACGACACAAGAUUGUAACAAUAUUGUUAUAUCAUGACUGUAUCAGACUUGUUGGAACAACCUUGCAACAAGUCUGAUAAUGUCAACAAGGUUGUUACAAGUUGUUAACAGAUUGUUCCAAACUUGUUGACAAUUACUUGGGACAAGCAGUGCGAACACACAAGAGAUUUUUUUCGUGCAUAUUUCCGGAGGGAAGAUUGUAACUUUUGGAGUCUUGUGUAUUCCAGGUGUCACCAAGCAGAUGACUUUCCUCCAGCGAAAACUUUGAUGAAUAUGUGUUUUACUUUUUGUCAUGUUUUUCGCGCAGGUACAGUACCGCUCAGGAAUAUAAUUAUCAAAGAAAAAACCCCACAAAAACUACAAAGAACUUAAUAUAAUUAUGCAAGCUUGUUUUCCACUAGGCGAACUUGUACGUGCAAAGCUACUUUUCCCUUUCGGUUGGCAUCGCUUAUCACAUCAGCAAAAGGAAAAAAUUCGCCUAGUAGAGAACCGGUGAAAACCGUCUUUAAAAUCUGGUUUACAAUAUCAAAGUUUCUGUGAUCACAGUAGGAAUUCUGCAAAGGUAAAUUCUAAGUUUUGAAGGGUUUGUAAGAAACGUUUGAGGAAACUGUUUCAGUGUUAAACACAGAGUCGGUUCAGGGUGCGAUAAUUCGAGAUUUUUAAUCGUACCGACUUGUACUCUAUGACUAUUGCCUCGUACUUGAGCUGGUAUAAAAUUAAGUCUCAAGGUGUACUUACUCUUUGAAUGAUGUACACUUAAAGUGCAGGUUUCUGAAAGGUAUUCAUUCAGUAACCUGUUAGAAUUUACCUAUCCAAAAUUCCUACUGUGAUCACAGAAAGUUUGAUAGUGUAAACCAGCCUUAAUACGAGGUAGAUAUUCCUACUGCACCGCGACUCAAAACCGUAGCGAUACUGCUACUUAAAAGUCUUAACCGUUGCUCGGUGAGACUUUGUAUAAUAACUGAUUAGUCGUUUAUUUUAGGUAAAACUGUAGAAAGGAAGGAGUUUCUUCAAGUUUACCUUAGGGACCAGCCUAUAUGGUAAGUAACAAUAACUACUUCUACAUAUAAUGACUACCUUGUACCCAAGGCCUUUUAAUCUUCUUUUACAUAGGCGUGCAUUGCGGUUUUGGAAUGCAGCUUUCCUGGAUUCUGUUCACAGUGAAAACCACAGUCCAACAUUACCUCGGUAUGAUGUUCAAAGUUAUGACCAUAGUUAUGACAUUGUUAGUACUAAAGGGAUAAAGAAUGCAGUUUGCCCAUCUUCAAGGUUUCCUGGUUUGGCCACCUUCGGGAAACAUGGCUAGGAAACAAUGUUUCCUGGUCUGCUCAUCUUCAGGAAACAUGGCUAGGAAAAAAUGUUUUCUGGUUUGCCCACCUUCGGGAAACAUGGCUAGGAAACAAUGUUUUCUGGUUUGGCCAUCUUCAGGAAACAUGGCUAGGAAACAAUGUUUCCUGGUUUGCCCAUCUUCAGGAAACAUGACUAUAACAAACAAUGUUUCCUGGUUUGCACAACUUCAGGAAACAUGGCUAGGAAACAAUGUUUCCUGGUUUGCCCAUCUUCAGGAAACAUGGCUAGGAAACAAUGUUUCCUGGUUUGCCCACCUUCAAGAAACAUGGCUAGGAAACAAUUUUUCCUGGUUUGCUCACCUUCAGGAAACAUGGCUAGGAAACAAUGUUUCCUGGUUUGCCCACCUUCAGGAAACAUGGCUAGGAAACAAUGCUUCCUGAACGAUGCACUUUUGUUUAACCCUCAGCCCACAAACGAGAUUUUAAAUUAUGUCUUGUGUAUUUUAUACGCAGGUCCGACUGGAACAAUCUGUCUGAAAAUGACAAACACGAUAAAAAAGAACAUCAUAAAAACAGCAUAUUUGGUCAACUUGGGUAAGCCAACCAUGAAGCUAUCUGGCCUCUAUUGUUAAUAAAUUAAACAACUAAUAUGUACAAAACUUCGUCUAUUUAGAACAUUUGCGAAUAAUAUGAAAGCCUUUGGUCUUCCGAAAUCAACGUGUCAAGAAUUUAUUCAGAAAAUGAGCGUUAUUGGUGAAUUGGACAAAGGUUAGCCAUGGCAUGAAGCUUUCGUACGAAACUGAGGCUUGGCAAUUACUUGAAUUAAAUAUAACCCAGUAUCAGCCUCGCUAAACAAAUUCGGGAAUGUCUAGCCUGCGUGCAGGCGGCCCGCUAAUACCGCCUGCAACGGAAGCUGAGAUGAGUGUCUAGUGUUUUCUAGUGCAAAUUUUCUAACAUAUUUUCAUUUUCCUUUGCAGAACAAAUAGCCUUGCUCCAAAAAACCUUUGAAGACUCUUGAUGUAGAUUAUAUGUAGAAACGAAUGUAUGAAUUUUUGUAUGAACAAUGAAUUAAGUUAAAAUAUAUUUUGUGAAACAAAAAACAGUGCAUGUAAAAAUCUAUCAGAUAUGGAAUCAUACUUGAUAGCUAUCUCGUAUACUUAUGCACGUGUACAUUCAACAAAUAUGAAAUGCAUUAAAAUAUAAAUAAAACAUUGACCAGUGUCUUGCUUUGUAUAGUUCAUUAUCAACAAGUUGUG
This is a messenger RNA of Paramuricea clavata, 7564 nucleotides long. Lineage: Eukaryota; Metazoa; Cnidaria; Anthozoa; Malacalcyonacea; Plexauridae. The record is from the annotation of a GenBank genome assembly.